GAGGCAGAGAAACCCAUGAAGAGAGUUUCGUCUUUGCAACGCCUAACAGAGAGUGAAGCUUCAUCUGGCUGCAAUAAGGAUGGCAACAAUGGGGCAUCUUUCUACUCCAGUGUUGUGGCUCCUUCUCCUCUCCAUUCAGGUUUCCCUGGGGGAUGAUGAGUUGAGGCUGACAAAUGGAACUGGCCCCUGCUCUGGGAGAGUGGAAAUAAAACAUGAAGAGCAGUGGGGAACUGUGUGUGAUGGUGACUGGAACAUAGAAGAUGCUGAGGUUGUUUGUAAGCAAGUAGGAUGUGGAUCUGCUGUUCAGGCCCUUAAUCGAGCUCCUUUUGGAGAGGGAUCUGGAAAAACGUGGUUGUAUCGAGUUGACUGCCGUGGUGAUGAAUCUGCUCUCUGGAACUGCUCACAUACAGGAUGGGGUGCCUUUCUCUGCCCUCAUUAUUUUGAUGUUGGAGUGAUAUGCUCAGGUUUCUCUAGACUGCAUCUGGCUGGAGGGGACACUGCCUGCUCAGGACACCUGAAAGUAAAGCAAGCAGAAACUUGGGCUACAGUCUGUUAUUCACAUAUUGAUUUCAAUGCUGCCUCUGUUAUAUGUAAUGAGCUAAAGUGUGGCCAGGCUGUGGAUAUCUUGAGAGGAUUUCACUUUGGAAACAGGCAUGAGUUGAUCUGGCAAGAAGAGUUCCACUGUGUGGGGAAUGAGACUCACCUUGCACACUGUCCCAGAAUGUUGGACCGUAGCAAGGCAUGCUCUCAUGAUGCCCAUGUUCUAUGUUCAGGCUAUGGUGGAUACAGGCUGGCAAAUGGCAGUACCACAUGUUCAGGGAGAGUAGAGCUUCUUCAUGGAGGCUUGUGGGGAACAUUCUGUGACUACCUGUGGAAUUUCCCAGCUGCCAAUGCCCUCUGCCAGCAUCUGGACUGUGGAAUUGCCCUAUCAAUACCGGCUGGACAGUCCUUUGGAAAAGGAAAUGGGUCGGUAUGGAAUGGCACAUUAAGCUGCAAUAAGGAAGGCUCACACUUGAGAGAGUGUCCUGUGAAUGUGCUAAGUCAGAAUGAAUGCCCUGCUGGAAAUGAUGCUCGUGUGGUGUGUUCAGGGUGUCCAGGGAGCAGAUUAGUGAAUGGCACCACAUGUUCUGGCAGAGUGGAGAUCCGCCAUGGAGAUACAUGGGGAAGACUCUGCCGCUCCCACUGGAAUUUGCAAGAUGCUAGCGUUCUCUGUCGUCAGCUGAACUGUGGCUAUGCAAAGUCAGUCGAGACAGGAGACCUUUUUGUGGAUGGGAAUGGAUUUGUAUGGAGAGAUGUUUUUCACUGUGAAGGGACAGAGUCCUGCCUGUGGGACUGUGCUCAGGUGACUUUGGGCAAUCCAACCUGUUCAGCCAGAGAAACAGCCACUGUUGUUUGCUCAGGCCUUUCUGAUUCACUAAGACUCUCAGAUGGUGAGAGCCGCUGUGAUGGGCGAGUUGAGAUCUCUCUCCAUGGCAUGUGGGGCAGAGUCCUGGAUGAUGACUGGAACAUUAAGGAUGCUACUGUGGUGUGCAGACAACUCCAGUGUGGAAUAGCCAAGAAAGCCUAUUACCUUCCAAGGUCUGAGAGAGGCAUCGGUCUUGUGGGCUUAAGAAGUGUCCAGUGUGAUGGAAAUGAAACUCAACUGGUGCUCUGCAAGACCUCCCAUUCUCAGGCACUGCCAACAGGAGUUGCUGAAGAUGUUGGCGUGAUUUGCUCAGAGAGCAAGAAGAUCAGGCUGGUGAAUGGGACACAGCGCUGUGCUGGGAGAGUGGAGCUCUAUCACAAUGGCAUAUGGGGCACAAUCUGUGAUGAUAACUGGGAUCUAUCAGAUGCAAAUGUUGUUUGCAAACAGCUGGGAUGUGGCUAUGCCAUCAAGGCAUUUGUCUCUGCUCAUUAUGGUGAAGGCUCAGGACAGAUCUGGCUGGAUGAUGUGAACUGCACUGGGGCUGAAUCUGGUCUCUGGGCAUGUCCCUCCAGGGCAUGGGGUCAGCACAACUGCCAACAUAAGGAGGAUGCUGGAGUCCUGUGCUCAGAGUUCUUGGAUCUGAGGUUGGUGAAUGGCAAUGACUGUGCUGGACGGCUAGAAGUUUUCUACAAUGGAACAUGGGGUAGCAUUUGUUCCAAUCAUAUGUCUCAACUGACUGCAAUAACUGCAUGCAAACACCUGAACUGUGGAGAUGGUGGGGAAAUUGAAAAAGAUUUCAAAUACGGCAGAGGUUCUGGGCCCAUGUGGUUGGACCACAUUGAGUGCAAUGAGAAACACAGCUCUCUCUGGCAAUGUCAGUCAGACCCCUGGGAUCCUCAGUCAUGUGAUAACCGAGCAGAAGAGACCCAUAUUUCUUGUACUGGAAGAAAAGGGACAGCAACUCCAGCCACAUCUGCUGAGUGUCCAAAUUCUACAAGUUGCUCAGAUAGGGAGAAGUUACGUGUCGUAGGAGGAGAGGAUGUGUGCUCAGGAAGAGUGGAGAUUUGGAACCAGGGUUCUUGGGGAACGAUCUGUGAUGAUUCCUGGGAUAUAGCAGAUGCUAAUGUGGUAUGCAGGCAGCUGGGUUGUGGGUCUGCCGUGUCUGCUCUGAGUGAAGCUGCCUUUGGAGAAGGGACUGGUCCCAUCUGGUUGGAGAAGAUCCACUGUAAAGGAACAGAACUGUCUCUCUGGGACUGUCCUUCCAAGCCCUUGUUUGGCAAAAACUGUGAUCAUAAGGAGGACGCUGCUGUGGAUUGCUCAGGUGUGACAGAAACAACAGCAUCAUCCACUAGAGCAGGCUCCAGAGUAUCAUAUGACCCCUUCUCUGAGGCUGUCUAUGAGGACAUUGACUAUAAUCUGAUGAGAGAAAAGCAGGGGAUGACUCACCUCUCAGUUAAUACCAGUAUUGUUCCAGAGGUCCCACUACUGCCUGGAAAUGCCCUGGAAGACGGUUAUGAUGAUGUGACAGAAGCUCCUGGACCUAAAGAUGCUUCCUUUCCAGGGAAGAAUGAACAAGAAAUCAUUGGAGUUCUGGACAAAAGUGACAGAAACAGGUAUUCAUGGACAGAUGCGUCAAGAAACAGGACCUCUGAGACUCAAAGAGAUUCAUCCCCUGCUCUUGAAGACACAGUUUAUGACGACAUUGAAGAGACAGGACACUGAUCAAGAUCGCUGAGCAGUACUGAACACUUUUGGAAGUACUUCCCUCUUCAUAAAAUGCUAAUCAUGUACUAGCAGAACCAGAACAACCUGCAUUUAGAAUUAGUUUUCAUAAGUUCGGUUUAUUUGCAGAGAAGUGAUUGCAUAUUUAGAAGAAAUACAAGCAUUAGCUUGUUUAGACAGCUUUUCAAGUUUCUCUUAACUACCUGGGCACUUUUUUUUUUUUUUUUAAAUUUCUAAAUAGUUUCAUUGUUUCUUUUUCCUUAAAAAAAAAAAAAAAAAAAACUGAGGUAAUUUUUCAGCCAUGAUAUUUUCUUAUUAAAACUGUUUAAAGAUCUUUUCUCAAAUGUAUGUUUCUCCUCCCAGAUACACCUCAGUGUAUUAGGAAUUUUGAUUAUUAGGAAUUGAGACUGAACUGCGAGAAAAUCAUCAAAGCUGUGUUUAAUCUUUUGGAUAUUCUUAUUUGUCACAUAGAAUGUGUGAGCCAGAAGUAAUUUGCUAGGUAGCACUUAGUGAGAUAACAAACUAAGCGAGAGGUUAUUCUUGUCCUCACUUUAAAUGCAGGUCUGUCAUUUGAACUAUGUGCAAGUGAAUUACAAUUUAGACUGGGUGGAAAAACUCCUCUUAUCUCCCUCUAUACCAUGAUGAAUUAUUGUCUCGCAAAGUCAUAUCAAUUAUAUAGUAAUAGAAAGUUUAAUUUCUUUCCACAUAUGGCAAAUGGUGGUCAUAUCUAUAGGUUUCCAUCAUGUCAUUUAUUUUCAUCAUGUGAAGGCAGACUGCAAAAGUCCAAAAGUUGAUGGAGUAGAAGUACUGUUGUCUUGGCUCCUAAUGAAAUUUCUUGUAGGUUUUGAAAGAAAAAGCUUCCCUUGAAAUCUGCUAUCUGUAUUGGUGUACUGGUUUUGGCUGGAAUAGAGUUAGUUUUCAUCACAGUAGCAAACAUGGUGAGGUGUUUUGCAUUUGUGAUGAAAAACAGUAUUGAUAAUAAACUGAUGUUUUAGUUGCUGCUAAGCAGUGCUUACACAGUAUCAAGGUCUUUGCCUCUCAUGCUGCCCUGCCAGCAAGGAGGCUGGGAAUGCACAAGAAGCUGAGAGAGGACACAACCAGAACUGAUUCAAACUGACCAAAGGGACUUUCUAUACUGUAUGAUGUUAUGCUCAGCAAUAAAACUCAGGGGAAAGAAGGAAGAAGAGGGAAUGUUCAGAGUUAUGGUGUUUGUCUUUCCAAGUAACAAUUAUGUGUGAUGGGCCCUGCUUUCCUGGAAAUGACUGAACAUCUGCCCACCAAUGGCAAGUAGUGAAUAAAUUCCUUAUUUUGCUUUGCUUGCAUUCACAGCUUCUGCUUUACCUAUUAAACUGACCUUAUCUC
This is a messenger RNA of Cygnus atratus (black swan), 4489 nucleotides long. RefSeq names its product antigen WC1.1-like. Lineage: Eukaryota; Metazoa; Chordata; Aves; Anseriformes; Anatidae. The coding region runs from base 80 to 3127 and encodes 1015 amino acids. The record is from RefSeq and is a predicted model, not a curated record. The transcript is spliced from 14 exons. Gene Ontology annotation, cellular component: membrane.